This is a messenger RNA of Mastomys coucha (southern multimammate mouse), 1319 nucleotides long. It is a transcript of the gene Cops2, whose product is annotated as COP9 signalosome subunit 2. Gene Ontology annotation, biological process: protein deneddylation. The coding region runs from base 84 to 1319 and encodes 411 amino acids. The record is from RefSeq and is a predicted model, not a curated record. Gene Ontology annotation, molecular function: protein binding. Gene Ontology annotation, cellular component: COP9 signalosome. Lineage: Eukaryota; Metazoa; Chordata; Mammalia; Rodentia; Muridae. The transcript has 14 exons.
GGGAGUGACGCUUCUGGGCCGCGGAGCACUGUGGGAGGAGGCUGUCUCUAAUUUCUCCUCUCCCCCUCCCCCCUCCGGCCAAGAUGUCUGACAUGGAGGAUGAUUUCAUGUGCGAUGAUGAGGAGGACUACGACCUGGAGUACUCUGAAGACAGUAACUCUGAGCCCAAUGUGGAUUUGGAAAAUCAGUACUAUAAUUCCAAAGCACUGAAAGAAGAUGACCCGAAAGCAGCACUAAGCAGCUUCCAAAAGGUUUUGGAACUUGAAGGUGAGAAGGGAGAAUGGGGAUUCAAAGCACUAAAACAGAUGAUCAAGAUUAACUUCAAGUUGACAAACUUUCCAGAAAUGAUGAACAGAUAUAAGCAACUAUUGACCUAUAUUCGGAGUGCAGUCACCAGGACAACACUGGAAGCUUUGAAAGAUGCUAAGAAUGAUAGACUGUGGUUUAAGACAAACACAAAGCUUGGAAAAUUGUAUUUAGAACGAGAAGAAUAUGGAAAGCUUCAAAAAAUUUUACGCCAGUUACAUCAGUCUUGUCAGACUGAUGAUGGAGAAGAUGACCUGAAAAAAGGUACCCAGUUAUUAGAAAUCUAUGCUUUGGAAAUCCAAAUGUAUACCGCACAGAAGAACAACAAAAAGCUUAAAGCACUCUAUGAGCAAUCUCUUCACAUCAAGUCUGCCAUCCCUCACCCGCUGAUCAUGGGUGUCAUCAGAGAAUGUGGUGGUAAGAUGCACUUGAGAGAAGGUGAAUUUGAAAAGGCACACACUGAUUUUUUUGAAGCUUUCAAGAAUUAUGAUGAAUCAGGAAGCCCAAGACGAACCACUUGUUUAAAAUAUUUGGUCUUAGCAAAUAUGCUAAUGAAAUCAGGAAUAAAUCCGUUUGACUCACAGGAGGCCAAACCGUAUAAAAAUGAUCCAGAAAUUCUAGCAAUGACAAAUUUAGUAAGUGCCUAUCAGAAUAAUGACAUCACUGAAUUUGAAAAGAUUCUGAAAACAAAUCACAGCAACAUCAUGGAUGACCCAUUCAUAAGAGAGCACAUUGAAGAGCUUUUGCGAAACAUCAGAACACAAGUCCUCAUAAAGUUAAUUAAGCCUUACACAAGAAUACAUAUUCCUUUUAUUUCUAAGGAGCUAAACAUAGACGUAGCUGACGUGGAAAGCUUGCUGGUGCAGUGCAUACUGGAUAACACUAUUCAUGGCCGAAUUGAUCAAGUCAACCAACUCCUUGAACUGGAUCAUCAGAAGAGGGGUGCGCUGGGAUUGAAAGCCUACAGCACCACACCUGGUUCUCUUGCCUUGAAAGAAAGAAACACCGUUUGA